GGUUGCUCUGAUAGAUAUUCUCAGAAGAUACAGAGAGAAAUGCAUUGCGGUUGGGGGCGACUUGGAAGAAAUGUAUCACCAGGUGAGAGUUAAGCAGAAAGAUCAGAACUCUCAGCGAUUUCUAUGGAGGGAUGCUAAAAGUAACGCUAAACCCGAUGUUUAUGUCAUGGAAGUACUCACUUUCGGUACAAAUUGUUCGCCGAGCCUUGCACAACACAUCAAGGACAAAAAUGCAUCCGAAUUCGAAAACGAAUAUCCAAAGGCAGCUGCAGCGAUCAAACAAAAUCAUUACGUCGACGAUUGGUUGGAUUCAACACAUACGGUAGAAGAUGCAAUUUGUCUGGCCAAGCAAGUGAAGCAUGUUCAUCAACAGGGUGGAUUCAAUCUGAGAAAAUUCAUAUCGAACUCAAAAGAGGUUCUCGAUGCCUUGGGUGAUGACAGCGUCCAGCAGGCAAAAAAUCUAGAUGUCAACUCGACCCUAGGAACUCAAAAGAUACUUGGCAUGUGGUGGGAUGCUCAAAGGGACUGCUUUACAUACUCACUAAAAUUCACGAAGUUAAAUGAAGAGGUUCUACUGGGAUUGAGAGCACCAACCAAGAGAGAAGCACUAAAAACGCUGAUGUCUAUAUACGAUCCUCUGGGCCUCAUCGCAUUUUUUCUGGUAUACCUUAAAGUACUCAUACAAGAGGUGUGGAAACGAAAAAUAGCCUGGGAUGAACAAUUGCCUGACGAUUUGAACGAGAAAUGGAAACGCUGGAUACGUUUCUUACCGAUGGUCCAAAAUGUUUCCAUACCACGUCUAUACUCCGAUAAAAUAUCACCGGGAGAGGCGAAAACAAUCGAGUUGCACACUUUCGUCGAUGCAAGCGAAUAUGCCUACUGUGCGGCAAGUUAUCUCAGAAUUGAGGAUCACAAUGGCGUCGACGUUGUACUGGUUGGAGCGAAAACCAAAGUGGCGCCGAUAAAACCGCUGUUAACCACACCUAGAUUGGAAUUACUAGCAGCAGUUCUCGGCACCAGGCUUGCUAAAAGCAUCGAACAAAGUCUAACACUUCGCAUUGACAAGAGGUAUUACUGGUCCGAUUCAAGAGACGUGUGGUGUUGGAUACGAUCUACAACCCGAAAAUAUCGUCAGUUCGUCGCAUUCCGUAUAGGCGAAAUUCUUGAAGAGACAAAGGAAGAGCAAUGGCGAUGGGUGCCCGGUGACAUUAAUGUAGCCGACGAGGGUACAAAAUGGAAGAAAAAUCCGAACUUCGAUUCAAAUUGUCGAUGGUUUCGAGGGCCAGAAUUUCUAUACCAGGACGAGAGUUCGUGGCCACCGAAUUUGUCGUCGGGUGAAACAACCGAAGAGGAAAUUCACGUUCAUCUUCCCAUCAUAAUCAAGGCAAAUCCGCACAGUUCAAUUGUACCCGAAAACUUCUCGAAGUGGUCAAGACUGGUAAAUGUCCAAGCGUUAGUGAAUCGAUUCGUACAGACAUUAAAAGCGAAAAUCAAUGGUCAGUCAGCAAUCAAAGGUCCGCUGUCAUCGGUGGAAAUUAAUCAAGCCGAAAUUACACUUUUCAAGAUGGCACAAUUCGACUGUUUCCACAGUGAAAUUGAAAGACUAAAGAAUCCCAAGAAGAAAUUUGGUCCGAAAUCGUAUGUUGCAAAGUCGAGUCCAAUAUACAAACUGUCACCGUAUUUGGAGGAAGAUGGAUUGUUACGUGUAAAGGGUAGAAUUGACAACAUUGGUGGUGUGAAAUUUGAUACCAAAAGGCCGAUAAUACUGCCAAGAGGUCACAAAAUAACGGAUUUGCUCGUCAACAAUUACCACCGGAUGUAUUUGCAUGGAAACAAUGAAACCGUCAUAAAUGAAUUGAAACAGAAAUUCGUCAUUCCUAAGGUACGAGCAGUGGUGAGAGGUAUUGUGUCGCAGUGCCAAUUUUGCAAGAACAAGAAAGCCAAACCAACAAUGCCGGAAAUGGGCAGUCUACCGGUUUCCAGAUUAUCGCCGGGAAUCAGACCUUUCACUUAUACCGGCGUAGACUAUUUUGGACCGAUAAAUGUUUUACAACCAAGGGGAACCGAGAAAAGGUGGGGUGUCUUGUUCACCUGUUUGACGGUUCGGGCCAUCCACAUUGAGUUGGUACCAAGUCUUAAUACAGACUCAUGCAUACUGGGUAUCAGAAAUUUCACAAAUCUUCGAGGUACUCCGAGAAAGUUCCAUAGCGACAAUGGGACUCACUUCAAGGGUGCGGACAAUGAACUACAAAAGGAGUUCCAGAAGCUAGACAAGGAUAAACUACAGUCGUCAUUUACAAAAACGUACACAAGUUGGGAUUACAAUCCACCAGCUGCUCCACAUUUCGGAGGUUCGUGGGAACGUUUAGUUGCAUCCGUCAAAAACAAUCUGGAAUUGGUAAUGUUCACACGAACACCAAAGGAGGAAUUGCUGAGAAGUUACCUCUGGGAAGUGGUCAACAUUGUGAAUUCGCGACCGUUAACAUAUGUGCCAAUCGAUAAUCGCGACGAUGAAGUUCUCACACCGAACCAUUUUAUACUCGGUUCAUCAAAUGGACAUUUGGCGCCAGGAGAAUUUCCUUUCGAAGAGAAAUCGUUGUCUAAGGCUUGGCGAAGAUCACAAGAAUUAACGAACAUGUUCUGGCGCAGAUGGAUAAAGGAAUACUUACCGACGCUCACUUGCAGAACCAAGUGGUUUCCCAAAGCCAAGCCAAUCGAACCUGGUGAUGUAGUAAUUUUGGUGGAUGAGAAAAACGCUCGUAACAGUUAUCCAAGGGGAGUGGUGUUGCAUACGUUGCCAGACAAACAUGGACAAGUGCGACAAGCAACAGUACGAGUAGCGGAGGUCAUUCCGGAUACCUUUGGUCGAACGACAAUAGAUGCGCCUGUGAGAUAUUCCAUCAAAACAAGACCGGUGGCCAAACUUGCAGUCCUGGAUGUCUUGAGUGAACGUGAUGGAAAGACGUCGAACGGGUCAGUGAAUUCGAAUGGAUCAAUCGUUGAUGACAAUCAGGAUGAAGUUAAGGGAACAGGUAUGGAGCCUACACAAUUCCUUAACGGGGAGGAGUAUGUCAACAACACAGAUUCGAAUUUGUACGCCACCAACGAUUCGAACGUGAGAAUGAAUCGAAACGACCGAAAGUCCACUUUACGUCCAAGGAAAAGACAGAGUGACAGCCGGAAGCCGUUGUGUUAGUAAAAGAAGAAGAAGAAGAAGAGAAAGAAAAAAACGAUUGCAUCAAAGUGAAAAUAGUUUGUUGUAGUCUUAGAUCGAAGUGAUCGAAAUUAACGUAAAUUAAGUAAAGUUUAAGUAUCGUGAAUAUCAGAGGCGGUGACCUAUUGGAGAAACUUUAAAUUUCAAAUUGUGAGUUCGGUUGUAGCCUUGAGUGUUAGAACGAUUUCAAAAUCACAUUUUCGUUUAUUAGAUUCUAAUUUGGGGAAUGUUCCGCUGAACUGAGACCAUCGAGGGCAAAGAUAGGCACAAAAUGUGUUAAGGUAAUUGGACUUCGGUCUGCAUUGGGCGAACUGAGCUUAUUUGUGGUUUUCUUUAGUCUCAGUUUAGGUUAUGUUCACAAGGUCACAAGCCGCUCUGUUUAACGCGAUAAUUGUUUGCGCAGUAGAUACACCAAAGAAUUUGAAGCUGUGGUGAAGAGAAUAAACAAUUUAUUGAAUCGGAAAGUUGUCGACUUUCAUUGCUGCUGUUCAGAUCAAAAUC
This is a messenger RNA of Bradysia coprophila, 3715 nucleotides long. RefSeq lists its product as uncharacterized. NCBI's taxonomy places the organism in Eukaryota, Metazoa, Arthropoda, Insecta, Diptera, Sciaridae. Gene Ontology annotation, biological process: DNA integration. The record is from RefSeq and is a predicted model, not a curated record. Gene Ontology annotation, molecular function: nucleic acid binding.